AUGACGGUGGCAUUUGGCACGGUUGUGUCUGCGAGGGCUGUUGAAAGGAGUGAUCGCUCAUUUCAACAACCAAUAACUGAUCCCUCUUUGCCUCGUCCAAAUCCUUCGUCUCAAUUUUGCAUUUUUACGCCAUCACUUCCAAUGCCACCCGCUUCCUUCACAUCCACACUUCCUUCAUCUCUACACCAUCAUCUCCCAAACGUCCUCCUCUCCAAUUCAUUCUUCAACUCGAAUCUCCCAGCUUCAGGCUCCACGGUUCCCAUGAUUUCGAGUCUGUCUCUCUCCGAAGAAACUGGCGAUGCUUCUCUUCAAGGAAUCUUCCUCGGUCUCGUCUACACACCCAGUAGCAGCAAAUCUUCCUCCCCACCUCCUUCAACCUCACUCCCAAAACCGCAAGAAUCAAAAUCCCAUCGCUGUUCUCGACCUCCUAAAUCCAAAGUGGAUACACAAGACGAUUUCGAUAAAUCGUGGAGUCAUGUUAGUAAUCAUGAAAUUCGUUCCCCUAUCUUGUCGGUACCGCAGUCAACUCCCUCUAUGGAGAUGAGAAGAUGUUUUACAGAAGCGGUGGAAGGGAUCAGGGGGAGUGAAAUGGUGGAGGGAUGGACUGUGUAA
Messenger RNA from Sclerotinia sclerotiorum 1980 UF-70, 612 nucleotides. RefSeq lists its product with no specific name. NCBI's taxonomy places the organism in Eukaryota, Fungi, Ascomycota, Leotiomycetes, Helotiales, Sclerotiniaceae. The coding region runs from base 1 to 612 and encodes 203 amino acids. The transcript is spliced from 3 exons. The record is from RefSeq and is a predicted model, not a curated record.